This is a messenger RNA of Haplochromis burtoni (Burton's mouthbrooder), 4108 nucleotides long. Its product is annotated as transmembrane serine protease 6. Gene Ontology annotation, molecular function: serine-type endopeptidase activity; protein binding. Gene Ontology annotation, biological process: proteolysis. The record is from RefSeq and is a predicted model, not a curated record. The transcript is spliced from 18 exons. Bases 1380 to 3830 code for a protein of 816 amino acids. Lineage: Eukaryota; Metazoa; Chordata; Actinopteri; Cichliformes; Cichlidae.
UUUUCAACUCUCAGUAAUGCCAUAGUGAUCGUUUGAUAUAUGGACCUGCAGCGGAGUUUAGGCCCAGACACGGCUUGUGACAUCAGACUUAACGACCGGAUAAGUUCUCAGGAAAAUGUAACAUCACAUAAAACUAUAUACACUUCACGUUGUUCAGCAGCGCUGGUGGUGAUAUUUAUAAAUGUAUUUUCCUUUAUCUUUAAUAUUUAAACAAAAUAAUUUUUCAUAUAUCUGAACUUUGCACUUAAACUGUUACUGUUAAAAACCAAAUGUAUUAUCUAAUGAGAAACUAAACUCAAAUUAAUAAUAAUGUGGUUGUAAUAAUAAAAGUGUUUGCGUUUAUAUUGUGGUUUUAGUGAGAUCAUCUAAAUGGCAUGUAGCUUAUUGUACUGAAACAAAUGUUGGUAAAGGAAUGUAAGUUCCAGAUAGGUGAGUUUGUGAACUAAUGUUGUUAUCAUGAUAAUCACAUAUUAACCAUAACCAGGAUAUUUGAAGAUGAAAUGUCUAGAUGUAACAGAUCAUUAAUAGCAUAAAUGACUUAUAUAAGAACUUGUAUUUGUUUUAUAAAAAUAAUUUUACCUUUUAAUAAAAUAAAUAUAUGUAUACGUCUGUAAUGGAAUGGAAGUAUGUCAAUGACAAAUAGUCUAAUAGUUCACAUUAUUGUUUUGAUCUUGGUUUCCCUGUAUGUUGUAGACCAUCAAGUCAGUCGUAAAACAUGUUGUUUACUGUGAUGAACUUCACAAUAAAAUAAAUGGCAAGUGUAAAUAGCUUGUGGGCCUUUUAUUUUUAAAGUUUAAUGUAAACCGAAGAAAAGAUUUUACAUGAACAUUUUCAAAAAAAUGUGCUCCUGAUAAUGAAUUGAUUUGCAGAGGCAAAAUUUAAAUCAGUGAGAAACUCUUUAGUCCCUGAGAUAAAGACACUCAUAUCUCUGUGUGUAGUAGACUCUUGUUUGCAGGGAAAACUAACUCUGGAGAAUAGAGACUGUAAAUAACUUAUUAUUCCCUGCAGUCCUACCUGUGCAGGCAGUUGCCUGGGUGCACUGCUGUUGCUUGGUGAUGAUUUGUGAUAUCAGGUUGUGUACCUGACUCACUUUUACUCCUCCCAGUUAUAUCGAACCAUCAGUUCUUGCUUUGCUGAUGCAUAGAGGUAAGUCAGCUAACUCUGAGUGACAUGCUUAAGCCAAAUGAGGUUUGGGAAAUAUUGACUGUCUUUUUUUUAACCUUUGGACUUACAAACAGAAAUUGGACUGCUCUUUGUCUGUCAGAGCAACAUGUGCAGCUUUGUGAUUACCAAAGAUGGCUGGUAAAAGACUUUUGGUUGGAAAUUCAGAACUCAGCGACCCCUCAUGGAUGUCAAGAUGAUUUCUCAAGGACUAAGAAAUGUGGUGUGAUGCAAUGGCACUUGGCCACGGGUCAAAGAAAUCCGUAUCCUGUGACCAGGGGAUCACACAUGCUUCUCUAAGCAAUGGGGUGGGAGCUGCUACACAAGCUGUGGCUCCGCCCACUAGGAAGUCUUGGUCCUGCAAGUGUGUCCUUGCCUUCCUCAUCAUCCUCAUUGUCAUCAUUAUAGUUGCAGCAGCAAUUUUGGCUUGGUAUUUCCUGGAAUACAAGGUUUGGGUGUUAGAGGCUCGUGUCCAGCAGCAGUACACUGCCUACUUAUCCAUCCUCAACAGGAACUUCUCUACUGAUCUGUCCUCUCACAACAGUCCUGUUUUCAAGAAGGAAGCCAAGGGCGUUGAGAGUAUGGUAGAGAAUAUUAUGAAAGGUUCGAUUCUUUCUCGAUACUUCAACUGCACCACUGUGUUUGCCUUUGGGGAAGGAAGUGUUGUGGCUCACUUCUGGAUACUGCUGAAUAUACCCAGCAGCCAUGCUGAGGGAGUCACGCUGGAGAAGGUCAGAAGGAGCCUGGUGGAGGGGCUGAAGGGGUACAGCAGGUCAAAGGUGGAAGAGACAGCCAGCUUUGAUGGAUACCUUUUCCAUCUCCCUACACUAUCUGUCAGUGAAACUGACCCCAAAGUUGUAAAACUUUUGAAAGCCUCAUUUGACUGCUACCGCUAUCAGAAGGUGGUGUCCAGUUGCCCCGUUCUGCUCCGUGGCCCUAACACGCAGCGUUCCUCCUGUCUGUGGCACCUCCAGACCACCCCAGGCUCCCAGCUUGAGCUCCAUAUGGAGUGGCUGCUUCCAGAGUGCAGUGACAGACUGCUGGUGUACAACUCGCUCACCCCUGCUGAUAAUCAUCUCAUCACAUCUGUGUAUGGCUGCAGCAGACAUGAGCGCGUGGUCCGUGUCCUGUCAUCAGGAGAGUGGAUGACAGUGGUUUGGAAACAGGGUCUAUACAAUUACAAGGAAUCCUUUUCUUUGUCUGUGGGGGCUUGGGAACACCAGGACUGUAAUUCCACUAUACAGUUGGAGGCAGUAUCAGGGGUCCAAGGGACGCUAAAGACACCCUUCUUUCCCAGCUACUACCCUCCUGACACCAACUGUACCUGGAGCUUUACUAUGCCCAGUGCAGGGAUGGGCUUGUGUUUGACAUUUGAGGGCUAUGAGCUAAGCAGAGCCAGCUACAACCAGGCCUGUACCCAGGGACAGUGGGUCAUCCAGAAUCGCAGACUGUGCGGCACCAGGGCUCUGCAGCCCUACAGCGAACGUCUCUUCCUGCUCUCUACGACAGCCACUAUCUUCAUGACAUCUGAGGUGUCACUCACAGGGCCGGGCCUUCAGCUGCAAUACAGCGUCUUCAACCUGUCAGAUCCUUGCCCAGGACAGUUCCUGUGCACUGUGAAUGGUCUCUGCGUGCCCAUCUGUGAUGGAAUCAAGGACUGUCCCAAUGGCCUCGAUGAGAGAAACUGUGUAUGUGUGGCACAAUACAAAUGUCCAGAGGACAGUCAGUGUGUGGACUACUACAAAGUGUGUGACCAACACCCAGACUGCCCUGAAGCUACCGAUGAGAUGAACUGCACUGAAGGCGUGCAGUGUACAGAUAUGACCUAUGUGUGUGCCGACGGAACGUGUCUGAAGAAACCAAAUCCUGAGUGUGACUUUGUCACUGACUGCCCUGACGCCUCCGAUGAGAAACAUUGUGAGUGCGGCCUGAGGCAGUUCUCCAGCCGCAUUGUUGGGGGAACGGACGCCUCAGAGGGGGAGUGGCCAUGGCAGGCCAGCCUGCAGGUGCGGGGUAACCACAUCUGUGGUGGCACUUUAAUCGCCAGUCAGUGGGUGGUGUCGGCUGCCCACUGUUUCUAUGACGACCGUCUCUACUCCCCCUCAGUGUGGACAGUCUACCUUGGCAAACUUCUGAUCAACCGCAGCAGCCCUACAGAGGAGGUGGCGCGGGUCCAACGCAUCCAUCUACAUCAUUACUAUGACGAUGAGUCCCACGACUACGACCUGGCCCUGCUCAAGCUGGACCGGCCCGCCGCUGCGCUGCUGGCUGGGCAUGCUCGACCCACCUGCUUGCCCCCACCAACGCACCAGCUGGAGCCAGGCCUGCUUUGCUGGGUCACUGGCUGGGGGGCACUCCGUGAGGGGGGCACAGCCAGUAAUGUGCUUCAGAAAGUUGAUGUGCGCCUGGUUAGCGAGGAAUCCUGCAUCCGUUCCUAUGGACACCUGGUUACUCCCAGAAUGCUUUGUGCCGGUUACCGCAAUGGAAGGAAAGAUGCCUGUCAGGGAGACUCGGGCGGUCCCUUGGUGUGUCAGGAGCCUUCAGGUCGCUGGUUCCUGGCCGGGGUGGUGAGCUGGGGUAGAGGCUGUGGGCGUCCAGACUACUAUGGUGUCUACACUCGCAUCACCAGGCUCACCAACUGGAUAAAGCAGGUCAUCAGCAGCUCCUGAGUUACUGAUGUCAUACUUGCACCAGAACACCAAACUGGAAGAGAGAGAAAAAAUGCCUUAAUGUGUUCACAGAUGACCUGAGACUGGUUUUUAUCCAAACAAUGCAACUGUGAAAUGUUAAAGGCUUUUUUCCAAAGUAACAAAAGUAGUGAAAUACUGAAAUGAUACGCCUCUAAUAACUGAUAGUAAAAAACGCUUUGAAAUUGUACCCAGCGAAAAAUCAUUUACAAGCUGAAUCUUCCUCAUUUGAAAGAUAAUAAACUUCCCAUAUAGCCUCA